Coniophora puteana RWD-64-598 SS2 is the source of this 1545-nucleotide messenger RNA. Its product is annotated as TRAUB-domain-containing protein. Gene Ontology annotation, cellular component: nucleolus; nucleus. Lineage: Eukaryota; Fungi; Basidiomycota; Agaricomycetes; Boletales; Coniophoraceae. The transcript is spliced from 9 exons. Bases 36 to 1457 code for a protein of 473 amino acids. The record is from RefSeq and is a predicted model, not a curated record. Gene Ontology annotation, biological process: maturation of SSU-rRNA from tricistronic rRNA transcript (SSU-rRNA, 5.8S rRNA, LSU-rRNA).
AUCAAACAUAAUUUCUGUCCUUCACUCCCACCAACAUGCAACGACUCUCUCUCUCAGAGCAAAUAGCCCAGCUCGAAGAGGCGGCACCAGUAGAUUUCGAUCCGGAGGAUGUGCAAGCUGCGGGUGCCGAUCCGGACGAAGAGCUGGCUUCAGGGGAUCCAUCAGCUGCUAGAGAACACUACCUUGAUGUCGGUCCAUCCGCUUUACGCAAAGCACAAGAUAGCAUAGCAGAUCCCAAGUAUGGAGGGAGGAAAGCAUCGCGUAAGGAACUUUCAUCCAAUGACGACGACCUAGAUCGCAACACUGUCGGCUCAAGCGACGACGACAAGAGCGGACUUUCUGACGACCACCCCGAGGAGGAGGAAGGGCAGAGUUCGCAAGAUCUGGAUAGUGAGGCCGAAACCCCGCAGCGGUCUCAAUUACGAGCCUCCCUUACGAUAGGCAAUGUCAGAGUUGCUACGUCCGAAGACUUGUCCGCCAAUUUGCACAAAACUCGGGAAGACGACCGAAAGAAGGGUCGAGCUGUUUCUCGACAGAUUGCCCUAUGGGACACCCUCCUUGAUUCUCGCAUACGCCUACAAAAAUCCGUUCAUGCAGGCAAUCGUCUACCUGCCCUCUCUCAAUACUCCGCAGUCAGCGAGGUUCAGGCUUCUCUCAAUAAGAUGUUGGUAGAGGCCUUACAAGUGUCGGAGGAGAUAAUGGAACUCCAAGAAGAGCUGCUUUCAUCUAACGAAUCGAUACAAGCACCACCCCGUAAGAAGCUGAAAACGGACGGCCCCCGUGAGGGCGAUGUUACACAACAACUCCGAGAUGCUUCCAACUCAGCUUCUGCCCUUGAGAAUGUUUACCAUCCGUUUUUCAUCCAGACCUUGAACAAGUGGUCAUCAAAAAUACAGGCAGUUGCGCCUUCUGUCCUUCUACCCUCAAAUCGCAAUGCGUUCAAUCGCAAUUCGCAUCAACUUAAAUCUGCAUCCCAGCUCAUUGAUGAAACCCUAUCUGAUCACUCAAAAGUACUCGCUCGAACCCAGGUAUACAGGGGUAAAGGGUCAAGAAUUGACCACGAUGUUGAAGACGGACAGGAAGACGCGGAGAUUUUCGAUGACACCGACUUCUACCACCAGCUACUCAGAGACGUGAUUGAUUCACGCGGGAACGGAUCUGGCGGAAACAAUGACUGGAUGGCUAUCCAGAAACAGAAGAAGGCCAAAAAGAAGGUCGAUACGAAAGCAAGUAAAGGGCGCAAAUUGCGAUACGAGGUCCAGGAAAAGGUUCAAAACUUCAUGGUACCCAUCCCACUACAAGGAAGCUGGCAUGAGGAGCAGAUAGACGAGUUGUUUGCAUCUGUACUAGGCAAAGGAUUUGAGGACGCGAUGCCACCUGACGAACCUCAAGAAGAUCCAGAGCUUCUGAUGCAGGCAGACAUUGCUAUUCAGGAUGGCUUCCGUGUGUUUGGGUGAUGGCAAGUUUCUUAGUUGUCUUCUUCAUACGAUGUUGUAGUGAAACAGGGAUGCAAUUAGAUGUGAUCAUCUGUUGAAUACCUUAUGC